GGUAUUUAUUAUAGAUUUAAUGGAGGACGUCAAAAAACUGUGCAGGAGUACUUUGUUGCAAAUCAAUCAAUGAGUGUCGUACCCGUUGCUAUUGCCAUGGUAGCUUCCUUUAUAUCUGCAAUUGGACUGCUCUCUAUAUCAGCCGAGAAUUAUAUGUACGGGACGCAAUUUGUUGUAAUAAAUCUAUCAAUUCUUUUGGGCAUUCCGAUUGUUUGUUAUGGAUUCCUACCCGUAUUUUACAAUCUGCAGGCGAUGAGCAUAUACGAGUAUUUAGAAAAGCGUUUCGGA
Messenger RNA from Wasmannia auropunctata (little fire ant), 288 nucleotides. Its product is annotated as putative sodium-dependent multivitamin transporter. The annotation marks the transcript as partial. Gene Ontology annotation, biological process: transmembrane transport; sodium ion transport. The record is from RefSeq and is a predicted model, not a curated record. The transcript is spliced from 3 exons. Gene Ontology annotation, cellular component: membrane. Gene Ontology annotation, molecular function: symporter activity. NCBI's taxonomy places the organism in Eukaryota, Metazoa, Arthropoda, Insecta, Hymenoptera, Formicidae.